AUGGGCUUCUGCUUACAUCUAUACAGGUAUCGCCCUCGGCCAGCCGCGGCAGACGGCGGUGUCAAGACACCCUUACAGCCAAAAUCCGUGAACGCCCUCGAUCGCCUUUCAAAACCAUUCAAAUGUCCGGGUUCUGCGACGCCAACUCGGGCAUCAGAAAAGCCAGCAAGAAAGAGACGAAAGGUCAACUAUGCAGACGCGGAUGGCAGUGUCGAGGACGGCGCGGAGAAGGCAUACACAAAUGACGACCGACUCGCAUUGGCGACCCGAGAAGUGAACAAAUUUCCCGUAUUUAAGCCUAAGGACACAGACACGACUUUCAGACAAAGGUUCCGGAUCCCGCUGGUUAACAAAGAUACGGGUGAAUACAACGCGGGACGAGCGGCUCCUACUUUGGGCAUGCGACAAGGUGCGACCUUCGUGGCCAAGCCACUGCAUGACCCUAGUGGAGAAUUUGCAAUCGUGCUAUAUGACCCGACCGUCGACGACAUCCCCGAAGACCCAAAGCCUAAAGACCCGGAAGAACCUAAAGAACAGGCUGAGGCUAAAUUGGAUGAGCCUCUGGUACAUAAGAGCUUAGCAGAUAUUCUUGGAAUUAAGAAGAAAGUGGAAGGAAGACCAAAGGUGCCUGUUGUUAUUGAUCCAAGGCUGUCGAAGAUUCUUCGACCACAUCAAGUGGAGGGAGUCAAGUUUCUGUAUCGAUGUACGACUGGCUUGAUUGAUAAGAAUGCAAAUGGUUGCAUCAUGGCAGAUGGUAUGGGAUUGGGAAAGACGCUGCAAUGUAUCUCAUUGAUGUGGACUUUACUCAAACAAGAUCCGGAGGCGGGAAGAACAACCAUUCAGAAAUGUGUGAUCGCAUGCCCAUCGAGUUUGGUCGGCAACUGGGCGAACGAAUUGACUAAAUGGCUGGGCAAGGAUGCCACCACACCCUUUGCCAUUGAUGGAAAGGCUUCCAAGGCCGAACUUACUUCUCAGAUCAAGCAGUGGGCCAUUGCAUCGGGUCGAAGUGUCGUCAGACCUGUGCUUAUUGUAUCCUACGAGACCCUUCGCAUGUACGUGGAUGCGCUCAAGGACACACCGAUCGGAUUGCUUCUGUGUGAUGAGGGCCAUCGACUCAAGAAUAAGGAAAGUUUGACAUGGAUGGCUUUGAACAGCCUUAACGUCAGCCGGCGUGUCAUUCUUUCCGGUACACCUAUCCAGAACGAUCUGUCGGAAUACUUUGCUCUGCUACACUUCGCCAAUCCCAACCUCCUGGGCUCGCAGAAUGAAUUCCGUAAGAGGUUCGAACUCCCAAUUCUCCGAGGCCGAGAUGCAGCCGGCACGGAGGAAGACCGAAAACUGGGCGAUGAACGACUGCGAGAGCUUUCCGGAAUUGUCAACAAAUUUAUCAUCCGUCGAACAAACGACAUUCUGUCGAAGUACUUGCCCGUCAAGUACGAGCAUGUGGUGUUCUGUAACAUGUCACAGUUCCAACUGGAUCUCUACAACCAUUUCAUUCAGAGCCCUGAGAUCCGAAGUCUGCUGCGAGGAAAGGGUAGUCAGCCUUUGAAGGCUAUCGGUAUUUUGAAGAAGCUGUGCAAUCACCCGGACCUUCUGAACUUGGCAGAAGAUCUUCCGGGCUGUGAAUACACAUUCCCUGAAGACUUUACACCCCCCGAGGCUCGUGGCCGUGACAGAGACAUCAAGAGCUGGUACUCUGGAAAGAUGAUGGUGCUGGAUCGCAUGCUUGCACGAAUUCGCCAAGACACGAACGAUAAGAUUGUACUCAUCAGCAACUACACCCAGACUCUGGAUUUGUUCGAGAGGCUUUGCAGAUCGCGUGCCUACGGUUGUCUGCGGCUGGAUGGAACGAUGAACAUCAAGAAGCGAACGAAGCUGGUGGACAAAUUCAAUGACCCCAAUGGCGAGGAGUUUGUCUUCCUUCUCAGCAGCAAGGCCGGUGGAUGUGGUCUCAAUCUCAUUGGUGCCAACCGACUCGUCCUGUUCGAUCCAGAUUGGAACCCGGCUGCUGAUCAACAGGCAUUGGCCCGUGUUUGGCGUGACGGACAGAAGAAAGACUGCUUCGUCUACCGAUUCAUCGCCACGGGAUCGAUCGAGGAGAAGAUUUUCCAGCGUCAAUCACACAAACAGUCACUCUCAUCCUGUGUGGUUGACUCGGCAGAAGACGUUGAGCGCCACUUCUCUCUCGAGUCUCUCCGAGAGUUGUUCCAAUUCAAACCCGAGACUCGCAGCGAUACGCACGACACAUUCAAGUGCAAGCGUUGUCGCGAGGACGGUACCCAGUUUGUGAAGGCUCCUGCUAUGCUCUACGGUGAUACAAGUUCCUGGAACCAUUUCGUCAACAAUGGAGAGAAGGGGCCGUUGGCGAAGAUCCAAGAUCUGCUUAUUCGACAGGAAACUGGCGAAAAGGAUGUUUCAUCGGUGUUCCAGUACAUUAGUCAUUGA
Messenger RNA from Penicillium cataractarum, 2445 nucleotides. RefSeq names its product DNA-dependent ATPase RAD54. Gene Ontology annotation, molecular function: ATP-dependent chromatin remodeler activity; DNA translocase activity; hydrolase activity, acting on acid anhydrides. The transcript has 3 exons. Lineage: Eukaryota; Fungi; Ascomycota; Eurotiomycetes; Eurotiales; Aspergillaceae. Gene Ontology annotation, biological process: reciprocal meiotic recombination; double-strand break repair via synthesis-dependent strand annealing. The record is from RefSeq and is a predicted model, not a curated record. The coding region runs from base 1 to 2445 and encodes 814 amino acids. Gene Ontology annotation, cellular component: nucleus.